CGAAAGGGUAACUCUGGCAGCAUUACCAAGUAAGGAAUUUUCCUGAGUAAAGUGGAAAGAUGCAACAAAUCGAUUAAUUAUUAUGUUUGUGUUGAUAACUUGUUAAAAUUACCAUUAUAGACCAUAGACGUCAUCAAGACAUGUAACACAGGGAUAGAUAACGGGAACCUUUCAUAGUUUUAUGGCAGGUUCUAGCAAUCAAGGCAUCAUGAAGGAUAGUAUCAUGCCCCCCUUUCGUAUCAUGUUUCAGUCAACUAGUGUGCCAUCAUCCGCAAACCUUGAUCUCUACUUGGCAGAAUUAGAUGCACAACUUGAAGAAAAUAACAAAGAAAUUGAUACUUGUAUGCAGUCAAUUCUUCAAUUUACUAAAGAUUUACCUGGUGCCAACAAUGUUUCUGAUCCUAAAGAAGGUUUAAUUCAUAUGAUUAGUAAUCAUGUUCUGGAAAAAGAUUCAUGUUAUGACCCUGAAGUAGAUGAUUCAGUAGCCAUAUUAAAUGGUUUGCUAAGUAUGAUAGAAGAAAAUCCUGGUAGUGAAGAAAGAGUAUUACAAGAGAUUCUUUCUCUGAGUGCUGCAGAAGGCCUCAUUUUCCCUUUACAAACAUCAACCGUCAACACAGUUCCAAUUUCCAUGUCCUCCCUACACACCAUUGAAGACACUACUGAUAAACAAAUCGAAGCAAAAUGGAGUAAAAUAACACAGAGGUUAAAAAAGCACUUUGUAGAAAAAUUGCUGCGUUUGCCUGUUCAGAAAAAUAACCUUCCUGGAAUUCCUGUUAAUCAGAGGUUGCGUCUGGUUCAGUGUCUUCUCGCUAUUGCGCCUGAUGAAGAAGUUUGGCAAUGCUAUCAAAGUCUACGAACGCAGCAACUGGAGAAGAGUUUUCGUGAUUUAUUUCCUGAAUCCGACACAUUUGACUAUCAGUCAUUUUCGAGCCAUUGUGAUCUAAUAGCUUCUACCAUUAUUAACAUGAUUGAUGAAGAUUUUGUUGUUUUAAAUACAGGGAUGCUUCGUAAAGUUAUUGGAGUAUUUAAAGCCAUCCACGAUCUAUAUUUAGAAAAAUAUUCGGACGAGAUGUCACUCCUUGUGGAGGAAGUCAGCGAUGAUAUCUUCAAAAUACGACACAACACCUUUGCACAUGGAAAUAUUUCUCAAAACAAGCGCGACAAGCUGCAGAAAGGUCAAAGUUUAGACAGUAUAUUGCCUAGUCGUAUGAUUGCUCAACCCCAGGGAGAAGCCAUUGUUAAUGCUGGAUGUAUUCAGUCUUUGCUGCAUAUCAUCAAAUCUCUACUAGCUAUAGAAGAACAUAUAAACACCUUGUUGAGAAACACUGCAUGGGAUGUUGUGGGUGUGUCAACUAAAAAGGCAAAAAGGAGAGGCAGUCUUAGAGGAGUUCUAAAAACAACUUCAAGUCCAGAGCAAAGGCGUCAUUCAUUAAGAGUGACAGAACUAAAUAAUAGUGACACCCAGAUAGAUUCCAGUAUUUCAUCAACUACAAGUACAAUAGCAACGCCUAAAGUUAUUGAAAGAACGAAAACAGAGGAACGGCUCCAUUGGGAUUGGAAACUGAUGUUUAAGAAGAUUUCGGGGGAUAUUACUCAAGCUGUUGAAGCUAGUAUUAAUAACAGUGUGAAAAUUUCCUUACAAGAAGAACUAACACAAUGGCAGAAUACGCAUACUUUGACUCCCGUUAAUGUUAAGUUAACUCUACAGGGAGGAAAACAAGAUUAUCCAAAAGUUAUAACCAAGUCAGUGCAUGAGUUUAUGGCUACAUGUGACAGUCUAUUAGUAUUUGCUCGAGCUGGUUGUGAUGGUAGUUUGUCUGCUGUUAGAGCAGCUUAUAUAGAUAAUAUCAGUACUAGUCUUAAACUAGUACAUGAACAUAUUGUAAAGCUUUGUGUGGAUGUACCUAUAAAGGCUAAUAUAAAACAAUUAUAUCUACUAUUAUCUAAUGCUGUUUACUGUCGUAAUCAACUUACACAUUGUGAAACAGUUCUAUGUACAGAUGAUGCUGGAAAAAAGGUAUUUUUAGGUCUGUUAAAACAACUGAGUGACCUCGUAGAAAGUUUGUCUAAACAAAUUCUAGAUAUCCACAAUCAACUUCUAGCCACUACAGUCCUGCAUGAUGCUGAAUGUCAUCACUGGAAUGAUUCCAAAGAUUUUUAUGAAGAUGAAAGAUGUUCUUAUACUGUACAAAUGUGGAAUUUUUACAUGCGUGGUUUACAGUAUGACUUAUGGACUGUUUGUCCUCCCCGAUUAGCUCAAAAUAUAUUUGGUUCUGUACUACAUGAAUCACUUCAAAUGUUGACGUUACGUUAUGUUAGAGUUAAACCAAGUUUUAAAAGAUUCAAGCAGUAUAGAUAUGAUUUGACAGCUAUCCUUCUCUGUUCAUCCGAGUUUUUGUUUCAAGUUUGUCAGUCUAUGUCCCAAUAUUUAGAUCCUGGUCAUUGUGAUAUACCCCAGUAUAAUAUACAUAAUCUAUGUUCGACAUUAAUAUCAUCAUUAGCUGUUGUUACUUCACCUAUAGAUCAACUUUACAGGACAUUUAAACGAGGUUAUAGUAAAAGACGAGACAGUAAUACAGAACAGAUACCUGGUUCGGUUGCUUAUGGUGGAUCUAAUACACAGUGGUUACACUGGAUACACCCUUCACUCUUCAUUCCUGGUCAUAAACACUAUGAUGACAUGCAAACCACUAAUGCUGUUUAUUUACAAACUAAACUCUUGUUGAGUCAGUCUAUAUGGGAACCCAGCACCUUAUUACAGGCACUUAUUAUGAAGGAUUAUACAUUACCUAUCAUGCUGUUAACUAGAGUCGCAUCCCUUGAUUCAAUGUCAUCUGGUGGAUGUAAUGGUCUGCCGAGUGAACAGAAGAAAGAUUGCUGUAGGAUAUUUUCAGCUGUCCUUUCAAUAUUAUCUCAAUGUUCCCAUUUUCCUGAUGGUGUAGCUAAAGUUCUAAUGCCAGUCAUAGAUAGGUGUGAAGAUUGGGAUGUAUUGAAUGCCAGAAAAACUUCAACACUGGAAUGUGAGCCUCCUAUAUGGAUGAUGGCAUUGUUUGAUUUGAUAGCACCAUACAUUGACAGUGUGUUAGAGCCAUUAAUUAUUUAUGUAUUAAACCUACCAUCAUUAGUAACUGGUAAAGGUUGUUUAAUACCAGAAAUACAAGAACUACCAUGUGGUUGUCGUCCAAAUAAAUAUGAUACGGAUCAUUCUUCUACUAAAAAAGGAGAACGCUUUAUUAUUGAAUCUGCUUUAAAGAUAGUUGUGGCUGAAAUGAGUGAAAAAAUUCAUGCACUGAAUUCAGCUUUCUGUGUAGCAUGUUACUUAUUACAAGAAGCUUGUCAUCAGAAUAACUUUAAAACACCACAUAAUUGUGCGGGGUUAAUUAUAAUUGGAAGAUGUGUUAGAGAGAGAUUAUUAGAUAGUAAAUAUAUAGAAAGUAUGAUAGGACAAGAUGUACAAGAAGAAACCUAUAAAUUACUUACUGUCUUAGCUGACUGUAUCUACAGUGUUCUUAUAUAUGGUAGAGCCAAAUCAUCUAUUAGUACACCAAAGAUGGCGUCUCAGUUUGUGAAGGCUAAUAAGGAAUGGUUAACCAGUAAAAUACAGUUAAUAGCUGUUCAUUUAUCAAAUGAUUUAUUUAGUGUACCUGAUACAGAUAUAUUAGAAGGAGCAACAAGUAAUUUUGCAGAUCAUAUAUUUACAGCUACUGUAGCCAGUAUACUUAAUGAUUCUAAUGGCUAUGAAAAUCUGGUGAUGACAUAUAAUUUAAUCAAGAGAAACUGGACUUGGGUUGAAGAGCAACUGGAUAUCAAAUUAUCAUUAAAAAAUACUGAGCAAACCAAGACUACUGCUUUCCAGCUAGAUCUGACACCAGUUAAAGAUGAGAAGUUUAUCCCACAGAAAGAGUUCAUUCGUAUUGGAGAUUCUGAAUUCAGUCAGGAGGCUCUGAUGUCUUUUCCAUUUAACUGGAACCAUAUGUUACAGAGUGAUCUCGGUCUUAGUGAAAAUGGGUUUUCAUCACUUUUGUAUAACAGACAUGAAAUGCAAGAUGGAGCCUAUUUAGAGGAAAAUGAAAAACGCCCUGUAGAGAUUCUCAGAUCGAUAUUUGAGAGGGAUUCUUCUGAUAUGAAUUGAACCAUGUACUUCAAGAUAUGCAUUUAUCUCUCAUUGUUGUUUAUUUUCCCCAUAGGUCACACAAAUAAUGAGUAGGGGAGUGGAGACAAAAUUAUUUAUCUGAUUUCUGUGUAGCAAGCAGCUUAUCGAAUCAUAGUCUUGAAGUACAGUGGUAUCAGUAACAUGGACAAAAAUUGCCGAAUUUAUUUAGAAUUGGUCAUUCUUGUAUCAGUAAUUGCCCCAACUGACCUUAAUAACAAAUAGUAUUUAUUGGCAAGUUGCCCAGGGGCAGAGUUAUUUUUAUAUGCGCAUGUAUAUCUACUUAUCGUAAACACAGUUUUGACAAUUUUGUAAUGAUUUCCUCAUCUAUUACAACACUGAUUUUUUUGUGGUCUAUGUGUAUGUAAAAUUAAUUGGUUUGGUACUUAGCUUUUUUAAAUCUUUAAGCUAUUUUGCUUUGGCAGAUUUAUUCAGAAUUAUAUAGAUGUUAUAAGAAAUAAAAUGGGGUUUAACAUCUUACUUUUCUGCACCAACCAGGCUAAUGAAGACAGUGUCUUUUAGAAUCUUUUUACCCAAUCACUUUUAUGUUCAGUAUAUUGUCAUGAUGUGAUGUUAUUUAACUUAUUUUUGUAAAGACUGGUUGGUUAUGUUUGCAAAGGUUUUACCAAUAAUUUUUUUUUCUGUUCUUUUGGUGCCAAAUACUCAUAUAAAUUAUUUUCUGCAAAAUUUCUUUGUUUGUCUUUUCAUUUUCAAAACAUGUACCAUUUACUUUUGAUUUCUGAUCAAAAUUUCACAUGUUAUAUAAUGUGGUAAAUAAAAUCAUUGAACACGAAAACCAGAUCAUUAGUAGUUCUAUGAGAUUUGUAACCGCUUGACACUGUGAAUUAUAAAUACAGAGCAUUAAAUAUUACUUUCAUGAUACUAGAAUUAAAAGUAAAUUAAUGCUUUUGAUAAAAACAAAACUAUUAUCUUUACAAUUUUAAACUCCACUGUGUUGUAAGUUUUAUGGAUAGUUUUCCAAAAAAUUCAACAUAAGGUACACGCCCGUAAUAUUUUGACAUAAACUCAAUAUUUCCUAUUAUACGAUAAUUUACAAGAAAUAAUCUUAUUGUUGAAAAGCCUGUGCUUUAUGUAUGAUUCAGUGGUGUAAAGAAUUACAUAUAGCUUAAACUGAUGAAUUUUAAAAAAAAAUGUAAAAGUUAAGAGGCCAUAAAAUGAAAUUAAAAUAGGUUAUUACAUUUUAAGACGUAUCCACUUAGUUAAUCAAAAUGCAGACUUAACUUGACAAGUAAUGAACAGUAAUUGUAU
Molecule: messenger RNA, 5419 nt
Organism: Patella vulgata (common limpet)
Lineage: Eukaryota; Metazoa; Mollusca; Gastropoda; Patellidae
Exons: 23
Coding region: 182-4132 (1316 amino acids)
Source: RefSeq, a predicted model, not a curated record